Messenger RNA from Penicillium crustosum, 1608 nucleotides. RefSeq lists its product as uncharacterized. The transcript is spliced from 3 exons. Gene Ontology annotation, cellular component: nucleus; cytoplasm. Bases 1 to 1050 code for a protein of 349 amino acids. The record is from RefSeq and is a predicted model, not a curated record. Gene Ontology annotation, biological process: 3'-UTR-mediated mRNA stabilization. Lineage: Eukaryota; Fungi; Ascomycota; Eurotiomycetes; Eurotiales; Aspergillaceae. Gene Ontology annotation, molecular function: mRNA 3'-UTR AU-rich region binding.
AUGGAUUCCACUGAGAUUCACCAAACCACUGUCGUGGACGAGCCCAUGACUGACAACUUCAACGACAACCUCGCCGAUCAGGGUGACCUCGAGGCCCCCCCUCAAGACCGAGGAGGAGAGGCCGGUGUCAUCAUCGGCAAGGCGGGAAAGAACGUUGCCGAUCUCCGUGACGAGACCGGUGUCAAGGCCGGUGUGAGCAAGGUAGUUCCCGGUGUCCAUGACCGUGUCCUGACCGUCACUGGUCAAUUGCGCUCUCUGGCUCGCGCCUAUGCGAUCGUGGCAAAGGGUCUUUUGGAAGGUGCCCCGCAGAUGGGCAUGGGCGGCAUUGUCUCUAACAACGGGACCCACCCCAUUCGCCUUCUGAUCUCCCACAACCAGAUGGGCACCAUUAUUGGACGACAGGGCCUGAAGAUCAAGCACAUCCAGGAUGCAUCAGGUGUUCGGAUGGUUGCGCAGAAGGAAAUGCUCCCCCAAUCCACAGAGCGCAUUGUCGAGGUCCAGGGUACCCCCGAGGGCAUCGAGAAGGCCAUCUGGGAAAUCGGCAAGUGUCUGCUUGACGACUGGCAACGCGGCACCGGUACCGUUCUCUACAACCCCGCCGUGCGCGCUUCUCUCAGCGGCUCGCAGCCCCUCAACAACAACCCCCCGGCUGGAAACGGCUACCAGAGCAACACCAACAGCCGUCAGUACAACCGCACCGGCAACGGCGCCGACUUCAGCGAUGGUGGAUAUAACCGCCGAUCCAACUCCGAUGCUGGAAACCGCGGCUACCCCCUCGUUACAGAAGAUGGCGAGGAGAUCCAGACCCAGAACAUCAGCAUUCCCGCGGACAUGGUUGGAUGCAUCAUCGGCCGGGGCGGAACCAAGAUCACAGAGAUUCGCCGAAGCUCUGGCGCUCGGAUUUCGAUCGCUAAGGCUCCUCAUGACGAGACCGGCGAGCGCAUGUUCACCAUCAUGGGAAGUGCUCAGGCUAACGAAAAGGCCCUGUACCUUCUCUACGAGAACCUGGAGGCCGAGAAGACUCGCCGCAGCCAGCUUCCCCAGGAGUAAAUCCCCCGGGAUUAUCCCUGAUGUGUGUGUGCGGAUGAGACGGUCCUAGCAGGACUUCUUUGUGUUCUUCUGACCUUACGACUUCCUUGAAGACUUGUCGGUCACGAUCAGCGGCGGUCAUGUGCUAGCGCUUCUUUUUAUUUCUUUUUUAUUCCUCUAUUUCAUUCCAAUUGCUUUAGGUCUUUUUCUCUUGAUCUUCUUCGGCUCUCUUUUGAGGUUCUAGCCUCACGACACAUCGCUCUUAUUCACAAAAAAAGACAAAAGUUCACUGCGAUGGAUGGAGGGUACACAUGCGUAUUAGAUACCAAGUUUGUGUGGUCUUUAUCGACCCUUGUGCGUUGAAUUGCAUCGCAACCCGAAUGUCUCUUGAUCCUCACCCUCACACCUCCAUUCCCUCCCUCGCUUCCCCACAUCCAGCUGAACUGUCACCCUGAUGUCCUUAAUCCAUCCGUCUUUACCCCGAUUCCUGAACCACAGACCUCUCCGCCCACCAUCCCAGUCUCUACCUUCCUCCUUGUCCUUGUCAUCGUUCCACCUUGUACGCCACCUGUUUGUAAC